Molecule: messenger RNA, 4843 nt
Organism: Cladocopium goreaui
Lineage: Eukaryota; Dinophyceae; Suessiales; Symbiodiniaceae
Source: the annotation of a GenBank genome assembly
GAUGGCGGUGGUCCGGCUGGCCCUGGCAGGGCUGGUCCGGCGCCCAGCCAGGUGCCUGGUGCGCUCUGCCAGCAGUACCGAGCGCGCCACAGACACUUUUCGAUAUGCCUCCAGAGAAGAAGAGCGAGUCGUCAGAACCACGUUGCACGAACUUGGAACCCAACGGGAAGACAUGAAGCUGUCCAUGAAGGUCUAUCACUUUCAAGAGCUCUCACGGACCUCCAUCCGUGACCCCAUCUUGGAGCGAGAUGGUCGCUACAUCCAGUUGAAGCAGGAUUUGAAAGAGGAGGUCAAAAAACUUUCGCCGGCACAGUUGGUGGCAGCAAUGGUGUCUUGUGGUCGCUUGAGCGUUCGAGAGAAGGAGAUGUGGUGGGACUUGGCGCGGGCAGUGGAGCGACAUACGGUGAAGACGAAGAGUGGAGCACCGGGUUUAGCGCACUCCCAGAUUUGCCUUACCAUGCACGCGCUUGGAAAGGCGAAUGUGAAGAUCAAAGAUCGCUUUUACUACCGGAUGCUCAAGCUGAUGAUGAAGAACGCCGAGAUUUGGACGGAGUUUGAUAUGGCCUGGAUUCUCUAUGGCAUGCGCAAGCGGCGUUUGAAGCCACGCAACCCUGAGCAGAAAGAGCACAAGUUGUGGGCCAGAGUUUUGAGGGCUGUGGCUGCCUACUUCCGACAGAAGAUGCACUUCAUUUCGCCCAAGGGCAUUGUUUACAUCCUCUACGAGUUUGGCAAACAUGGCAUUUUUCCAGGAGAAGAACUCUUCCGUGCCACUCGACGUAUCCGACGUCAUCUCAGCUCCUUGAGCAAUCGCACUUUGGUUCUGCUGGCCGUUCUCUUGGCUCGUUUUGAUUGGCCAGAGCAACGUCUAUUGAAGAAGUACAGCGCGGAGAUUCGUGAAUCAUAUCGAAUGGCACGGAUGCACCCGCACAAUUUGGUGGUGAUACUUCAUGCCUAUGGCAGGCUCAGCGUCCGUGACGUGGAGUUGCUCAAGAGCAUCAAUGGCCAAUUGAUGAAAGCGGUCGAGCAGCUGGAAGGGAAGUAUUUGACGAUGGUGUGCCACUCCUUCGGGCGCCUUGGUGUGCGUGGACCGUUGUGGCAACAGCUGGGCCAACGAAUCAACGAGCGCGUGGACUGGUUGGCUCCUGUGGACAUGGCGUUGAUUGCUCAUGGCUUUGGGAAGGUAGCCAUUCGCGACAAGGAAGUCCUGGCAGGGCCGUUUUCGGAUGCCGCGCUGGUGUCUAUCAGUGGAUUCACUCCACAGCAGCUGUCGUGUUUGUUGGACGGCUUGACUUUGGCAGGAUGUUUGCGUGAAGAUAUGUUCUUUGCUGCCAUGGAAGAAUACAUUCGCCAGGGAUCCAUAGGUGGACGUCAGCGACAGCACAUGAUGUCACGGAUUCUUUUCACUGUCAUGCUGGAACGCAAACACUUGCUGGAAGGGGUUUCACCUUCUUGGCAACCACUGCUGAGUCGAGUACAUCAUGCACCCAUCGAUGCGCCACCGCGGCCGUAUCAUCGAGAAUUGGCCACGUGUGCUGCAGCUCUUUCCCUGAAAGCGCGCCCAAGACGUCGCAAAGGUCCGUACAUCAUCGACCUGUAUGUUCCAGUGGAUGCACAUGUGCCUGCCAGACCUUUUCCUGCAAACCAGUUCACCGUUUCGGGUCUGGCCAUUCAUCUCAUGGCGGAAGCAGAGUUCUGCCCCAUCACCGGCGAACUCUUGGGCCCAACGCGGCUACGACGACGUCACCUCCUCCAGAUGGAGUCACAGCAUCUUGGCCUUCGAAGAAAAGAUUGGCUGGCGCUUCCAGAUACAGAGGCGCGUGUCACAGAAUUGGAAGCCUUGCUGGUGCAGCACGUGCCUCUUCGUCGUCGGCCUGUAGCCAUCCUGGAGGUUGAAGGAAGUACCACAAGCACUCCUCAAAUUGAGUCUGGAGGAACGAGUCUUGAGGCAAAUGAGAGCAAAAAUUCUGAUCGCGAGAGCCGUGACACGAUGAUACCUGUGACAGCUGUGACUGCUCGAUGCGGCUCAAACCACGACGGCCGUCCGUUUGGCCCAGAUCCCACAGUGCGUGGUGCGCCUUGGGGCCCCGCGGUGCCUGGCGCCAUGAGCCUCGCAGCCAAGUUGCACGGCGAGGCGCGAAGCGCAAAGGAACCCAGGCAGAUGGAACGCAUGCAAGUCGAGCAGUUUAUCCGGGAACGAGAAAUGUUACGUUGGUAUUUCCAAAAGCAACAGCUUGGCAAUCGCCCACUUGGGGACAUGCCCUUUGCCUUGGUCCAUUCUCCAGCCAAGCUGAGGUUUGACCUCAGCGAUGUUCCCCCCUUGGUGUCGUCAGAGAUCUUCCCCGAUGACUACCGACAAGAGAUGACCUGGGGAACAUACAGGCCGGGCGUUUACUUCGGAGUAAAGGGCCGCCACCCAGGGUCGUUGCUCUUCGGUCUCGCCUGGGCUUCUGUGGACGGCAAAAUCCUGCGCCAUGAGUGCGAAUCUGGGGAGCUCCAAGCCUUCAGUUGGAAAGAACACGAUGGUCGAAACUAUGGAUAUCAAAGCAUUGAAGAUCAGAAGUUGGGCCAUGAGCUGCUUACAACCUUCGUGAAGGAAGACGCCCGCAAAUGGCACGCGCGCAUUGAGGUGAGGCCCUUGGGUGUCAAGUCAAAGCCCAUCUCUUUGAUGCCCUAUUUGGGCAUUGAGGCCGACAGCACCUUGCGAGUGGAAGGCCAAGGCCAAGAAGGCCAAGGCCCUGGCGCAUGGUUGGGCUCCGCUGGUGACUGGCGGAGAUCGUUGAAGAUCUUCGGGGAAGAUCCCAUUGUAGGUCCCUUCAGCGCAUUGCUGUCCUUCAGGUCGAGUGCAGUGUCAAAGCCACACUUUCAUCACGUCUCGGCCCUUGUUCAACAUGAAGCCGAUGCACCAAGCACAGGUGUUUGGGACGCAAAACGCCAUGUGAAAGCAUUCCUCCGACGACCCCCUGCAACUGAUGGAAAGAAAGCCAAGCAUGUGGUGCUGCCAGACAGCGAUGCAGCAGGGUCCAACUUCAUGGCCGCUCAGCUGCUCGGAAAUGCGUCGCUGCAAGUGGAUUUGCACGUGAGCUUCGGAAGACCAAUCGCUGACGUCGAUGCUGAGAGCAAAAUGUUGGAGGAUGCCGUGGCACGUCGGUCGCAGGAGUUCAAAAGGCAGCUAUCAGAUGCUUUUGAACUGUCAAAGCUUACAGCUUUGACAGAUGGUAACCUGAGCAUCCAGGCGCAGAAAGACGCCCUGGCAAUGGCAGUCUCUUCCCUUCUCGGGGGAUUGGGCAGUUUCCGAGGGAAACUUUUGGUGAAGGAUUCGAAUGGUGAGCUGUCAAGACUUCCUGAGAAGGUGCUCUUCAGUGCUGUACCGUCAAGAAGUUUCUUCCCCAGAGGCUUUCUCUGGGAUGAAGGCUUUCACGGUUUGCUGCUCUGUAGGUGGCAGCCUCGUAUUUUCCUGGAUGUCUUGGCACAUUGGCUGGAAUUGCAACAGUCUUCUGGGUGGAUUCCGCGAGAAGUUCCCUUGGGAGCGGAACAGGAAGUUCGAGUUCCAUCGCAAUUUCUGCCACAGGAGCCCGGAAUUGCGAACCCUCCGAGUCUUCUGCUGCCACUGGCGUAUCUCCUCCGCGCAUCCACUGACCCAAAGCUGGCAGAAGCGCGGGCGCUGGGGGAAAGAGCAGGUCUCUCUGCAGAUGAAUUCAGGAAGAUGAUGAAGUCAUUUGGAGCAGCUGCACUCCCAAGACUGGUGGCAUGGUAUGGAUUUCUGGACCGAAGUCAAAAAUCUUCGAAUCCAAAAAAGUGCUACAGAUGGUUUGGUCGAACUGCUGCCCACUGUUUAGCCAGUGGUUUGGAUGACUAUCCGCGAGGGCUCUAUGUGAAUGAUGAUGAGUGCCAUUUGGAUUUGCACUCCUGGAUGCUGCUUUUCGCAAGGACCUUGGCUACCCUGUGCAACCAGUUGAACUUUGAUGGCGACGUGUCUGUGUCCUACACUGUGUCUACGUACUGCACGAAACCGGAUUGGUCAAAUCGGGCCAAAAAGCUGAACGAGACGCUUUUCAAUGUGUUUGCCAGCGACAAGGUUCUUGCUGACUACAUAGGUCGUCAGCCCGUGUCUAGCAAGGGCCAUGUGCAAGUGCUUCCACCCUGGCGUUCAGAUGGACGUUGUGGACCUCAAUUCCCUGUGGGCAAAGCACCAGGGGAAUGCGAUCCAUAUGGAGGUGCCCCAUGUUGCUCCCCUUCUGGCUGGUGCGGUGGAUCCCCUGACUUCUGCGACUGCCCUGGCUGCCGGCGCUUCUUAAAGCUGGAGGAGCGCAAGAAUGCUGGAAGCACCGCCUUGGUUCAUUCGCCGCACUUGGGAUAUGUCUCAUUAUUCCCCUUGGUCUUGGGGCACCUGCCGUGUGAUCAUCCUUAUGCGGAGCGGCUCCUACGCGCUUUGCAGCCCGGGCCGAAAAGCAAGGCUGGGGAACUGUGGAGUGCCUACGGUGUUCUCUCGCUAUCCUCAAAAGAUAAGCUAUACAGAAGUGGGGAAGACUACUGGCGAGGAAAGAUCUGGGGAAAUUUGAACUACCUCACGAUCUCUGCGCUUCAACGAUGUGCCUCCCAGAGUGGAAAAUUCAAGGAUCUCGCUGACACGGCCUUCAAAUCCCUAAAGUCCGGCUUUGUGAAAGCAGUGCUUGGAACCUUAGAACGACAGCGAUUCUUCAUGGAAAACUUUGAUCCAAACACAGGAGAGGGUCACGGAGCAGCACCGUUCACAGGAUGGACGACUCUAGUGGCUUUGAUCAUGGCUGACAUGCCGUUGGAAUUGGAUUUUGUUUUGGCAUCCGAGUCGCGGACUGAUUUAUGA